GUUUACAGUUGGAGGAUAGGUACUACAUACAAACGAGCACGCCGCACGAGACCGGUGCAGGCCAAUGAUCGCGUAGUUAGGUUUGUAGUUGUGCCUUCACGAUUCAUUAUAUUUCGUAAUUCUCGAUAUUCAACGGGAGGAGAUAUAAUCGAUCGAAAUGUCUAAUAGCGACUCGACAAGAGACAUGAUUAUUACGCUGGACGACGAGGAAUGCGAGAAUGAAUGUCAAGCUACGGAGGACGACGAGAUAGCUGCCAUUGAUUACGAGCUACAACAAGUUGAGAACGAGCUGCAGAAGUUGCAAGAUCGUAAAAAGUUGUUGACGCAACGCAAAGACAAGUUGCGGGACGAUGCUCUUUUAAAGAAAAGUUUUUCUCUGUCCAAGAGAAAUUGGGGCAAUGAAGACUUCGCUUGGUCCGCAAGGCUCGCGAAAGCGUUAAAGGACGUAUUCGAGAUAGAGAAACUACGAGAGUUGCAGUUACCGACUAUGAACGCGAUCAUGUCCAAGGAAGAUGUUAUAUUGAUCAUGCCUACGGGCGGUGGUAAGAGUUUAUGUUACCAAUUGCCGGCUGUGAUCAGUGAAGGUGUAACGGUAGUUGUUUCACCAUUGAUAUCUUUGAUGGAGGAUCAGCUGCACGGAUUGCGUAAACUCGAUAUAAAGGCCAACAUGCUGUGCGCAAAGGCUGAUAAGGAGAGCGUCAAGACGAUUAUGACGGCCCUGGUGGAUAAAAGCUCCCCUCUCAAAUUGAUUUACGUGACGCCGGAAUACAUGGCCAAGUCCAAUCGCUUCAUGAGCAAGCUGCAAAAAGCAUACGAGUUGGGGCAUCUAGAACGGUUUGCGAUCGACGAGGUACAUUGUUGCAGUCAGUGGGGUCACGAUUUCAGGCCCGACUACAAGUUUUUGGGAGUACUAAAAUCCAUGUUCCCAGGAAUACCGAUUUUAGGUCUCACCGCGACGGCUCCGGCUAAGAUCAUUGUAGACGUGCAGAAAAUGCUGGACAUCAGUGGUUGUCUAGUUUUACGAGCCUCGUUCAAUAGGCCCAAUCUAUAUUACGAGGUUCGUCGCAAACCGGCGGACAAAGAGGCGUGCCUCGCGAUGAUAGAGAAUCUGUUGAAGAAUCGAUUUAGCGGCAAGUCAGGUAUAAUUUACACGACUACGAUUAAAGAUGCAGAACAAUUGACGACCGAUUUGAGAGACAGAGGUAUCAAAGUCGGAUGCUACCACGCGAUGCUCGAAGCCAACUACCGGUCAGAAGUUUAUUCGAAAUGGAUGUCGGGCAAGUAUCAAGCGGUAGUCGCCACUAUCGCUUUCGGAUUGGGCAUCGACAAGCCGGACGUGCGAUUCGUGAUUCAUCAUUGCGUUUCAAAGUCGAUGGAGAAUUUUUAUCAAGAAAGUGGUCGAGCGGGAAGAGAUGGCAAGAAGUCGGUGUGUCUCGUGCUCUAUAGAUUAGCGGACGUAUUUAAAUUGAGUACCAUGGUAUUUCAAGAUAAAGUCGGACUGCAGAACUUGUACAAGGUAGUGGCGUAUUGCUUGGAUCAAACGUCCUGUAGACGGAGUUUAAUAGCGACGCACUUUGAAGAAAAUUGGAAAGGAGACGACUGCGCCGAGAUGUGUGAUCAUUGUAGAAAACCUAACGUUAGAAAGCAGAUGGACAUAGUGCGAUAUUGCAGACACGUGUAUCAAAUUAUGACUAAAGCCGUGCAAAACCAAGUACGAUUAACCGCAUUGAAGCUCAUAGACGCUUGGUACGGUAAAGGCGCCUCGUCGUUACGAGUAUCUAACGUGCCCGUGCCAAACUUUGCGAGAGAAACCGCGGAAGCUAUCGUAGGGCAUUUGCUGAUAAACGGUUAUCUGCAAGAGGACUUUCAUUUUUCAGCAUAUUCUACGAUAUCGUAUCUUAAACGCGGACCUAAGUCAGGACUGGUUCUUAGCAACGACCACAAGAUACUCUUUAACUAUGAACUUUGCUAAUUUUGCCAAUCGUUGUAAGCGUUGCAGCAUACAGCAUGGAAACGAUGGAUCACGGGUGGUUGUUUUUCCAUGAUACGUUUGGUAUAUAUUUUCUCUCUCUUUCGCCCCCCCCCCCUCCAUCCCCUUCCCUCUCUCUCUUUCUCUCUUUCGAACAAGUGUUGACACAAAACUAUAUCGUGCAUUUACAUUACUUGAAAAAUUACAUUAUAAAUACAUCAUACCAAUAAAAUUUACGUGAUUAAAAAAUUUUCUGAAUUAAUGAAAUAAAAUGAUUGAGAUUCGUUGUAAUUCUACAAUUGAUGUGACUUGAUAGAUUAACUUCGAAUAAAAAAAAGAGAGAGAGAGAGAAAGAAGUUAUAUGUACAUGGGAGAAAAGUUAUCUCGAUCAAAGAUGAAUAAACGCGAAACACGUGUGAUGUGCACAGUUUCGUGCGUUACGGUAUUAAUUAUGAAAACGGUGAAGAAUCGAUAAAAAUGGCCUAUGAGGCUUAUGAGAGAGAAAUGUAGCGAAAUGUCAGCGGGUCGAGUAGUAGGAGGGGCGGUAGGUUCCACGAUCAAACACAAGUAUUGAUCUAGGAUAAGGAGGAUACCCCCCCGCGUUUCUCGUAUACAUCCGUUGCUGAGCUAAGCUCUUUGUUCCCGUCGUCGUAUAAUCAGAUGUGUAUGCAUGUUGGAAGAUCAAGCCGAAAUGGAAAACUUGUAGAGUAGCAAGUAAAUCUGCGUCUGUAGAUUUUAGCGGAUUUCAUCGACAUCGACGUACUUGCGCGGUAGCGACCAAGCCAAGCGGCGUCGACGGCGACGGCGACGGCGCUCGCGCACUAAGCAGUGACGCUUGAACAUCAGCGAUUUAGAAGCAGAGACGUUGAUUGCUGGUGCGGAUGAUCUCAAUUUUACUUAUGCAGCACGAGAAAAUGUUUCAGCGGUACUAAUUCGAUCGAGAUAUCGGGAGUUUUCGAGAAUACCCAUCCCCUUCGGUGAAGAAUGGCAAAGUCUUACGAUUCGGGGCCGAAGUACACGGCUACGUUAUCGUAGAAUAGAAUUCAGAACUUGGCAACGGGAUGCGCACGUUACCACGAUGCGAAUACGCAUUGUCGACGUUCCCCCGUAUGUAAUGAGGCUAAUCGAGGCGAUAACGCCGUCGCGUGCGUAAGUAUAAGCACGCGUGUAUCGUACGCUACGCGGAAGGCGGAAGGAGCAGAAAGGAGACUACAAGUCGGUUCAUCGUGGACUCUCUGAGGCGAGUCCAUCCGAGAGAUCCGGUGCUUUUUAUUCGAUUAUGCUCACCCUCCGUCCUACGUUCAUCGCCGCGUGGCUCCGUUCGAUUGCAACGUCGAUAUGGCCCGCGAUUUCAGAAUCUCGUGAACGAGGAUAGCCCGGACCGGACUCCAGACUGUCUGGAACUCUAGCAGAGGCAAAAGAGUCGAAUCUCGCGA
Messenger RNA from Temnothorax curvispinosus, 3405 nucleotides. Its product is annotated as ATP-dependent DNA helicase Q1-like. Gene Ontology annotation, biological process: double-strand break repair via homologous recombination. Gene Ontology annotation, cellular component: cytoplasm; chromosome. The transcript has 3 exons. NCBI's taxonomy places the organism in Eukaryota, Metazoa, Arthropoda, Insecta, Hymenoptera, Formicidae. Bases 158 to 1972 code for a protein of 604 amino acids. The record is from RefSeq and is a predicted model, not a curated record. Gene Ontology annotation, molecular function: ATP binding; four-way junction helicase activity; nucleic acid binding.